Molecule: messenger RNA, 1199 nt
Organism: Scleropages formosus (Asian bonytongue)
Lineage: Eukaryota; Metazoa; Chordata; Actinopteri; Osteoglossiformes; Osteoglossidae
Gene: tmx4
Product: thioredoxin-related transmembrane protein 4
Exons: 8
Coding region: 69-1052 (327 amino acids)
Cellular component (GO): endomembrane system
Molecular function (GO): disulfide oxidoreductase activity
Source: RefSeq, a predicted model, not a curated record
GUUGCUCCUUCAGUUCCACCUUUAGAAAAGCAGCACGCGCUCCGCUUCCUGCCCGCUGGCUGCCGAUCAUGUGCGCAGCCAACAUGGCGGGGACGCGACGGCUGCGAGCGCCGCGGCGGCCAGCGAGGAGCGCGAGCUGCCGCCGCCGCCGCCGCCGCUGGUGCCUCCCGCUUCUCGCGUGCCUCGUCGUUGCACUGACAGUAGUAAAGGUGGCCGCGGCUGAGGCGCCGCGGGGUGCGCGAGACAGCGUGCAGACCCUUACGGACGCCAACUGGACUCUUCUACUCGAGGGCCAGUGGAUGGUCAUGUUCUUUGCUCCAUGGUGCCCUGCAUGCCAGCAGGUCAAAGCUGACUGGGAAGAGUUUGCCAGACAAAGCACAGUGCUGGGUGUCUCCGUGGGCAAGGUGGACGUCACUCAGCAGCCAGGUCUGAGUGGACGAUUCCUAGUCACUACGCUGCCAACUAUUUUUCAUGCACACGAUGGAAGUUUUCGCAGAUAUUUGUCGUCGCGGGCAGCGGAGGACUUCCAGAACUACAUCAUCCAGAAGAAGUGGGAGGCAGUUGAACCAGUUCCAGCGUGGAAAUCGCCUUCCUCUCUCAUAAUGACAGGGAUGGCAGGACUCUUCCGACUGUCAGUGUGGAUCAGGCAAAUUCACAGCUACCUGACUGAGACUGUUGGAGUUCCAGUCUGGGGAUCUUAUAUCAUAUUUGCACUCGUGACCUUGUUCACUGGCCUGCUGCUUGGCUUGAUGCUGGUUUUGAUUGCCGACUGCUUGUGUCCAUCCAGGCCGAAGCACAAGACUAUAAAAUCUGAAGUGUACACGAAAGAGGACGGUUCCGAGGACGACGUGGAGGACACUCUGACGGAGGAGAGGCAGCUGUCAGAUGCAGAAAACGAGAGUGCGAAGGUGUCGGGAGAGGAGUCCGCCGGGGAGGAGGGCCUGGCUUCGGAGGGAGACGUUGGCGCCGCUCAACACCAUCUGCCAGAGGAUGCGACGGAGAGCUCCGUUCGCCAGCGGAAACCUCAAGGGCCAGAGGCCCAGGAGACUUAACCGUUCGACAUGACGACAUGGCUGUUCUCUUAAUCGGAUGGGUGACAUCCAGGCAUAUUGGCCGUCGGUCUCCAAACGUUCAAACGUGUCGAGUUCCUUAAUUCAGCAUUAAAGACCAUCGAGCUGUCUUUGUGGGCGUCCACAAAA